Messenger RNA from Entamoeba invadens IP1, 390 nucleotides. RefSeq lists its product as hypothetical. Gene Ontology annotation, molecular function: starch binding. The record is from RefSeq and is a predicted model, not a curated record. The coding region runs from base 1 to 390 and encodes 129 amino acids. The transcript has 2 exons. Gene Ontology annotation, cellular component: membrane. NCBI's taxonomy places the organism in Eukaryota, Evosea, Mastigamoebida, Endamoebidae.
AUGACAAAGUUUGUCUUUUGUAUUAACUAUAAAACAGUUCCUGGAUAUUCUGUUGCUGUUGUUGGGUCAUGCAAAGAACUUGGUGAAUGGGAACAUGGUGCCAAAAUGACUUGGACGCCGAGCAACAAUUGGAGGAUCGAGUUAGAAGUUACGAAUUUACCGUUUGAGUACAAGUACCAAAUCAUUGACAGUUCCAACCGUGUCAUGAUAUGGGAGGCAACACAAAAUAGACUGUUCCAAUCGUGUUUAGCCAUUGACCAAAGCCGUUCGAUAAUUAUUAAUGACGUAUGGGAACAGCCGUCGAAUACUCACUAUGAAACAAAGAAAAAGGAAAACGUGGUGGCGCUCAAAAGAGCGAAUAGUAAAGACUGGGACGGACCAUCAAAUUGA